AAUCAGGAAGUGUGAGAGGGCUGCUGGCCGGCUGGGAGGGAGCUGUGUGGCUGUGUUCACGCAUGGAGGCCGGGAGGCGGCUCUCAGCUCCCGGCUCUGCCAGCUCCCCAGUGGCACUCAGAUGUUUCCACUGGCCCAGUCUCUGAGUCCCUGGGUCCUGUAAGCACCAGGAUGCUGUGGGCACUGCCCAUGGAUGACAGUGCGCCCUGAAAGCCCCAGGGGUACCACCCAGUCCCACCAGCCUGCAUGCCCCACAGCUGGGAUGUGCUCAGCUCCUGGACUUGCAGCAGACAGAAAGCAUAACACACACUUGACAGGGAGGGUCUCUGCCUGACCCAGACUGCUCAGAGCGCGGGGCAGCCGAGGGCAAGGAUGCAGAGCACAGCCAACUACCUGUGGCACACGGACGACCUGCUGGGGCAGGGGGCCACUGCCAGCGUGUACAAGGCCCGGAACAAGAAAUCUGGGGAGCUGGUCGCUGUGAAAGUCUUCAACACUGCCAGCUACCUGCGACCCCAGGAGGUGCAGGUGAGGGAGUUUGAGGUCCUGCGGAAGCUGAAUCACCAGAACAUCGUCAAGCUCUUUGCGGUGGAGGAAACGGGGGCCAGCCGGCAGAAGGUGCUGGUGAUGGAAUACUGCUCCAGUGGGAGCCUGCUGAGCGUGCUCGAGAGCCCCGAGAACACCUUCGGGCUGCCCGAGGACGAGUUCCUGGUGGUGCUGCGCUGUGUGGUGGCCGGCAUGAACCACCUGCGGGAGAAUGGCAUUGUCCACCGGGACAUCAAGCCAGGGAACAUCAUGCGCCUCAUUGGGGAGGAGGGGCAGAGCAUCUACAAGCUGACGGACUUCGGAGCUGCCCGGGAGUUGGAUGAUGAUGAGAAGUUUAUCUCAGUCUACGGGACAGAGGAGUACCUGCACCCUGACAUGUAUGAGCGGGCAGUGCUUCGCAAGCCCCAGCAGAAGGCAUUUGGGGUGACCGUGGACCUCUGGAGCAUUGGGGUGACCCUGUACCAUGCAGCCACUGGCAGCCUGCCCUUUGUCCCCUUUGGAGGGCCACGGCGCAACAAGGAGAUCAUGUACCGGAUCACCACGGAGAAGCCCGCCGGGGCUAUCGCGGGCACUCAGAGGCAGGAGAACGGGCCCCUGGAGUGGAGCUACGCCCUCCCCAUCACCUGCCAGCUGUCCAUGGGGCUGCAGCACCAGCUGGUGCCCAUUCUGGCCAACAUCCUGGAGGUGGAGCAGGCCAAGUGCUGGGGCUUCGACCAGUUCUUCGCGGAAACCAGUGACAUCCUGCAGCGGGUCGUCGUCCACGUCUUCUCCCUGCCCCAGGCAGCCCUGCACCACGUCUACGUCCACGCCCACAACACGAUAGCCAUCUUCCUGGAGGCCGUGUAUGAGCAGACCAAGGUGGCCCCCCAGAACCAGGAGUACCUGUUUGAGGGUCACCUCUAUGUCCUCAAGCCCAACCUCUCAGCACAGCACAUCGCCCACACGACCGCAAGCAGCCCCCUGAUGCUGUGUAGCGUGGCCAGCGAGGCGCCCAAGGGGCUGGCCUUCAGGGACCCUGCUCUGGACAUCCCCAAGUUCAUGCCCAAAGUGGACCUGCAGGCAGAUUACAACACGGCCAAGGGUAUGUUGGGUGCUGGCUACCAGGCCCUACGGCUGGCACGGGCCCUGCUGGCCGGGCAGGAGCUGCUGCUGCGGGGACUGCACUGGCUCCUGGAGAUGCUCGAGGCUACCUGCAGGCGGACGCUGGAGGUCAUGCGGAUGGCCCUCCUCUUCCUCAGCAGCAGCCUGGGCACCGAGAGGUUUAGCACCACGGCUGGGAUGCCGGAGAUCCAGGAACUGAAGAGGGCCGCAGAGCUGAGGUCCAAGCUGCGGGCUUCGGCUGAGGUCCUCUCCAGAUUUUCCCACAACAUCACAGAGAAACAGACAAGCCUGAGCAGCCUGAGCUCGGAGCUGGCGAAGAACCGGGAUCAGGUACAUGAGGACAGAAGCAUCCAGCAGAUCCAGUGUUGCUUGGACAAGAUGUACCUCAUCUACAAACAGUUCAGGAAGUCCAGGAUGAGGCCAGCGCUCGGCUACAACGAGGAGCAGAUUCACAAACUGGAUAAGGUGAAUUUUAGUCACUUAGCCAAAAGGCUGCUGCAGGUGUUCCAGGAGGAGUGUGUGCGGAAAUACCAGACGUCCCUGGUCACGCACGGCAGUCGCAUGAGGGUGGUGCAUGAGGCCAGGAACUACCUGCGUGUGGUCGCCUGCUCCGUGGCUGCCUCCAGCACCGAAGCGCAGGGGGUCCAGGAGGGCCUCAGCAAGAUCCUAGACUGGCUGUCUCACCAGCUCCUUCAGGACAGAGCGAGGGGGGCUCAGGCCUCACCACCCCCCCUGGCUCCUUAUCCCUGUGCCACACUACAGGAGCUGGGUCUCCACAUGGAGGAGCUCCGUGAGGAGAUGAAGCUGCUGGCCCUUGACCUCCAGGACAACAACCGCAUCAUUGAAGGGCUGAGUCGGGUCCAGUUGGCUUCUGAUGCCUGAGCUGCGUGGGUGUGCAAGGCGGCCUGAAGCAUUAGACUCAUCCAAACACUGCGCUCCAGCUGCACUGUGGGACCCAGCACAGGACCAGACCUGGUCCCACAUCAUCAGCCUACCUCCCUCCUGGCCAACGGCCGGGAGAUGUCACCAGCAUUACCUUCCACUGCCUUUCUGUGGGAAGCAGCCCUGGGGCACCCAACAGUCUCUGGCAGGUCCCACUGCCCGGCUGACCUUUGUGUCCUCGGCCGGCUCAGGCACAGCUCUGUGGCCCUGGCUUGCACAGGGGAGCCUGGCCGGGCCCUGGGCAGGAAGCUCUAUUGGCCUCCACCCUCCUGGUUUACAGGGCUCCGCUCCUCAGGGAACAGAGAGGCCUCCAGGGGGUUCCCCAGGGUGCUGGGUCGAACAGCCCAAUCUGUCUUCCUUCCUCUUCCAGUGUUUCUCGUUGAACAUACAGGCCUCUCCCCUCUGAAUCUGCGCAUCCCAGAGCCUGCUUGCCUUCUGCUCUUGGUCUGGCUGAGCCUAAGGCUGAGAGGCUGGGUGGUGGCGGCUGGACGCCCUGCCCAGGGACCCUCCCCUCCACUCUCCCUCGGAGGCAGCCAGGUCUGGGGAUGCAGCCAGCGGGGUCAUGAACAGCCACGCAGUUAGCACAGGCUGCUGGUGCCGGCCCAGAGCCCUGAGGGGACAAAAGGCCUGCACUUUUCAGAAGUGGAAUA
This is a messenger RNA of Molossus molossus (Pallas's mastiff bat), 3239 nucleotides long. It is a transcript of the gene IKBKE, whose product is annotated as inhibitor of nuclear factor kappa B kinase subunit epsilon. The record is from RefSeq and is a predicted model, not a curated record. Gene Ontology annotation, molecular function: ATP binding; protein serine/threonine kinase activity. Gene Ontology annotation, cellular component: cytoplasm. Gene Ontology annotation, biological process: peptidyl-serine phosphorylation. The transcript is spliced from 22 exons. Lineage: Eukaryota; Metazoa; Chordata; Mammalia; Chiroptera; Molossidae. Bases 373 to 2529 code for a protein of 718 amino acids.